UAUGGUUUGCGCAGUUUGUCAACGUAGCCCUACUGGUGUGAGGGGUCGUGCCCCAGGGGUAACUUGGUUGACACAAGUGACUGCAGUAGGCAAAGCAAUUGAAGACGUUCAGGGCGGGUUAUUGGUGGAGCAAAGCAAAAGUUGAAAAGUGCGGUGAGGGCUGCGUUGUCCCGCGAACAGGACUCCUGCAAGGUGGUCGAAUCCUUUCUGUGGCCUUCGUCCUGCCCACGUGCGAGCACCUGUUCAUGAGCACCCAUCUUUAUCGCCUGCUAGUCGCAUCUCCAACGUUUACGUGGUGGUGGGCUGUGUUGCAAUAGUAGACGGAUCUCUAGCGUGCAAGCGCCACUGCUUUUCCCGUGCCACUCGUGACGGCAUCGGCGUCUGUCGAAUUCGAUCCUCUGCAAAUCUUCCUCCACACCACACCACCUCACCCUCCACGACAUGCUCCCCCGCCUAUCCGCGCAUCUGAUAUAGCCACCCCGAUGCAUCCCGACAAACGCGCCCAGACGCCCGACCGUGGGCAGUCUUCCUCGAGCGGCCGUGACGCUCGCCCGUCCAAUGCCCGUGGUUCUCGCCGCAGUCAUGGCGGGCCGGGCUACAUGACGGUCGGCUCUGGCUCGACGCCCGAGGCCGCCGCCCGCCUGGUGUCGAUGCUGGACGAUGACUCUGGCUAUGGAGGCAGCCUAGUGGAUGGCCAGAACGGCGCCUCGAGCUGGCACUCGCACAUUGGCGAGGACCAGCCGUCGCAGUCGCCAUCCGCCAUCCUGCCCAGCGAGUCCAACGCCUCGGAGAGCGACAGACAGCAGAGCCAUGUCAUGCAGCUGCGCUACAACCAGAACAAGAACACGCUCGGGCGAGCCAUCCACGGCACCAUCGAGGCGCUCAAGAGCUUCCAGGAAAUGAACCUCAAGUGGCCCGCCCACUACCCCUCGGUGCAAGUCGAGCCGCCCAAGCCCCACGCCCGUCUCGACUCGCGGCCCGCGCUGGCACACACGCACUCGGUCAUGGGCGACUUCGACCCCAUGAUGCGCUCCACCGACCGCCCACGCCCGCCACGGCGCGCAGGCACCACCAUUGGCGACGACCCCGCAGAAUCGAGCGCCGCUGCUGCAGAGAAGCCCAAGGAGGAACCACGGCUGGUCACGCCACAGCUCGCCCAGGAAUUUUCCGUCCUCAAGCUGGAACUCCGCAUGGGCGGCCGCUCCCAGACCGACUUGGUGCAUUCGCUGGAAAAGAGCUCCAUUGCGUCCCUGCUCGACGGCCAGAUCCAGCAGAGCAUACGCCACCUCUACUCCAUCAAAGAGCGCAUCGAGGACACGUCCAGCAAGGUGCUUGUCACGGGCGACUUGAAUGCCGGCAAAUCCACCUUCUGCAACGCCCUCUUGCGCCGAAAGGUCCUUCCAGAGGACCAGCAACCCUGCACAAGUAUCUUCUGCGAGGUCCUCGACUUCAGAGAGAACGGUGGCGUCGAGGAAGUCCAUGCUGUCCCACACGGUCAGACCUACAAGCGCAACGAUGAAAGCACCUACGUCGUCUUCGAACUUGACGAGCUGGAGAGGAUAGUCAUCGACAGCGAGCACUUCUCCCAGUGCAAGGUCUACAUCAGGGACAUCCGCUCCGUCGACGAAUCCAUCCUCAACAACGGCGUUGUCGACAUUGCGCUCAUCGAUGCGCCGGGGCUGAACGCAGACUCGAUCAAGACAACUGCCGUAUUCGCUCGCCAGGAGGAGAUCGACGUCGUCGUCUUCGUCGUCUCUGCCGCCAACCAUUUCACCGAGUCAGCCAAGAACUUCAUCUUCAGCGCCGCCCGAGAGAAGGCGUACAUCUUCAUGGUCGUCAACGGAUUCGACGUCAUCCGCGACCAGCAACGGUGUGAAGAGAUGAUCCUCAAGCAAGUGGCGGGGCUGAGCCCUGCAACCUUCAAGGAGUCCAGCGAAUUGGUCCACUUUGUCUCGAGUAACGCCAUACCCAUGCAAGGAGAUGGAAGCUCGCCACCUGGCGGCGAUGGCGAUGACGACCCAUCCGACAAAGGAAAGGGCAAAGAGGCGGAGAAGAUCCGCGACUUUGGGGAUCUCGAGACAUCGCUGCGACGUUUCGUUCUUGAGAAGAGAGCUAGGUCUAAACUGGCCCCCGCCCAGACCUAUCUUCUGAAUGUGCUCGGAGAUAUGAACAAUCUCGCUACCGUCAACCGUGAUGUCUCGCAGGCCGAGCUCGAUCGCGUGAAGAAAGAAAUCGAUGCCCUCGAACCCGAAUAUGAAGAGUCUAAAAAGUCACGCACAGAAGCCGGGGAAACCGUGGAGCGAAUGGUCGAAGACACAACAUCGGAUGUUUACGGUCAUACCCGGGACACACUCAAUUUAUGCAUAGCGAAAGUAGGAGAGCAAGAUCUAGGCAUCGAGUACCCAGGCUUGUUCUCUGCCUACCAGUACGCUGAAGACAUCCGCGACUCCAUGAUCCACGAAAUCUCGGAAACUGUUCGCCAGUGUGAGGAGCAUGCACGGACCCAGGCUGUGCAGGGCUACAACGGCAUCAAAAACCUUGGUGUCUUACAUUUGGGUAAUAAUUUGUACGCUGACGUCAUGUUCCGCCCAGAAAGAAUGUUCAGAAAGUCGGUUCACGCCCUUGCACGACAGGUGGAUAUUGACAUUGAACUCUGGGACUUCUUUGACGUGGCCAGCCUGUGGGAACGUCAAGAGAAGGUUGCUGGUACCGGCAUGGCUAUGACAGUUGCAACUGUAGUAGGAGGCCGACUGAUGGGUGGCGUCGGAUGGCUUGAUGGCGUACUUGGUGCUGCCAAGAUUAUGGGUUCGAAGAACAUGAGCAGGCUCGUGAUUCCUGGCCUUGUUGCUGGUGUCGCCUACGUCCUCACAUCUGUCCCCAAGUCUCUGCCCCAUCGUCUUAGUGCGAAGUUGUCUCAACAGUUGUCAGCCAUCGACUACACCCACACGAACGCUCUACGUAUCAGCUCCGAAAUUCGACGUGCACUCAAGGGUCCUGCCAACGACGUUCGUAUAGGCCUCCAGCGUAACGUCGAAAAGCUCCAGCUCAAGAAAGAGGAGACGAGCAAAUUCAAGGGGGAGGCCGAACUCGCCCGCAAGUACUUUGGCAAUCUCGUCCGUAACAGCAACGACCUGCGGCAGACGCUCCACAACGCACCACCACCCUGCCCCGAUGACUCGUACCACGACCAUAACACCCCGAUGGAAGCCCGGCGCGAUCCACGAAGCUUCAUUUUCUUCAUCAUCCUCCUCCUGAUCCUCAACUCGCCAGAACCGCAGCAGCCAAGCUACAACACGCGCGAGCGAUACAACGAGCUCAUCCAGCGCGAAUUCGACCAGCUCGACAUCUUAAACCAAACGCGCUACGGAGAUUUCGAUCCGAAAGGGGACAAGUGGCUGAAUGUCACGGGGCUGAGGGAUGAGGAUGGGUUUGCGUGGGAGGCGCUACAUGGGGUGAAAGAGAAGGCGCGGGGAUGGGAGAGGCGAUUGCUGGGGAAUGGAUGGGAAGACGCAGCAGAUAUACCUGUGUAUAAGAACUUUUCGGGGUUCGUGCAGGGCGAAUGGACGCGUUCCCCGCUGAGUCGCAUCAGGCAUCCGAGCGACAUGGGGAACUUGUCGAUGGUGUCUGAUGGGCCUUUUGCACAGCAGGCGGUCUUCGACAGAAACCUGACUGGUGCGGGCGGACCGGUGCGCUUCCACUUCUCGGAGCUGGAGGAUAAGAUGCGGAGGGAUGCGAACCACACCGUUUCUGAGAUCAGCGCAAGAGUAGUGAUCGGGGAUGACGAUAGCUUUGGGGACAAUUGGUGGGAGUUUAUCGUCCACGGUGUACAUUUCUUGAAGAGUGGAGCAGCCGUUCUGACAACCACGAGCGAUCGGUUUGCGGGCAUAUUCGCACUGCCGCAUAUGCAGACUGACCAGCGAUACUAUGAUAUAAGCCAACACUUCCUCAACGGGACGAUACAUGAGGCUAUCGAUCGACAGCGGAACCGUGUCUUCCCGCUAUGGAACCCUUGGACAUCCUCUGCUGAAGGGGCAAACGAGGGCCUAUACCAGGGUCACCAUUGCGAGUUUGUGUUAUAUCUACAACAGCUGCCGAACCAGUAUGGUGUUGAUCUGGACUGGCUGGAGCACGAGCUGCGGUAUCCUACUGGCGCACCAAUGCCCCGCCACUCUCCUGUUUCGAUGUCCAUGGUUGGCUUUUCGCCGGACUGUGGCUUCGUUAUCGAGUCGAAAGGCCCGCCAGACUUUCCUCCCUCCGAAGCUACACAUCUCCAGGGCGAAAAGACUGAGGAGUUUAACGACAAGGCUCGACAUGGCAUUAUUGCGUUUGCUAUGAGCCUUGCUUUCCAACUCUCGUUCCUCAUCAAGCAGAUGAAAGAGACCGCUACACCAUCCAUGCGCAGCCGUGUCAGCUUCUACACAAUCGCCUUGAUGGCUCUGGGGGAUGGCUUCACAUUCUUGAUACUCAUCUUUAUGUAUCUUUUCCUUGGGACAUCGCAACUGGCGUUGUACAGUAUUGCGUUUAUGGCGCUGUUCUCUGUACUCACGCACUUGCGCUUCUUGAUGGAUAUCUGGUCUGUCCAAGCUGCGGAACGAGAGCGUCAAAAUCGACAGCAAGCACCGCCAGCUCCUACUACCCCAGCUCCUACCCCUCCGCUUCCUCGUCCUCCCCCUCUUUCCACAGAAGGACUACCUCUCCCUGCGACGGCCUCCCACCCCCGCCCACCAACACCCAUAAUCAUCGCCCCGGACCAAGACGACCCUCUCGAAGACGACGAUGACGUCCCAACGACAACAACAACCACCACGACAACGCCUCCACCCAACCCCCGCGCCGAACUCGGCGCCCUAUACAGUCGCUUCUGCCUCCUCCUCAUCAUCCUCUUCUUCACCACCAUCCAAUUCGGCACCACCCGCAGCACCAUCCGCAGCAUCUACUUCACCCUCCUCUCUUCCCUCUACCUCUCCUUCUGGAUCCCGCAAAUCUACCGCAACGUAAUGCGCAACUGCCGCCGCGCCCUCCGCUGGGAAUACGUCCUCGGCACCUCCAUCACGCGCCUCAUCCCGCUCGCAUACUUCUGGCUCAAACCCGACAACGUCAUGUUCGCCAAGCCCAACCCGCGCAUCUGCGCCGCCCUCGUCGCCUGGCUGUGGCUUCAAAUCGUGCUCCUGGCCGCUCAGGCCGUGCUCGGCCCGCGUAUCUUCGUAAACCAGUCCUGGAGCUGGGUGCCCGAGGCGUGGGAGUACCAUCCGCUUCUAAACGACGACGAGGAGGAUGGGAAGAUGCCGCUUAAUGUUACGACCUCCGCCUCAGAGGACGCCGAACCCUCCGAGCCUAGCAAGACUCUCGGCGAGCUGAAAGAUAAGCGCAGGAAGGUCUUCGACUGCAGUAUUUGCGCGCAGGAUAUAGAGGUCCCGGUUCUGCCCAAGGGCGAGGCGGUGGAUGGCGUGAUGGGCGAGGCGGGUAUGCUGCUGCAGCGGAGGCUUUAUAUGGUUACGCCUUGUCGGCAUGUUUUUCAUACGGGGUGCUUGGAGGGAUGGAUGCGGUAUCGGCUUAUGUGUCCGAAUUGUCGGGAGGUGCUUCCGCCGCUGUAGAAUGUGGGGGAUUCUUGAGUUAGUGUUGGUGUUUGGGGGGUAAAUGAUGUUAUGACUUUAUGGUUUCUCAAUCGUGUGGUGAUGUGGUGGGGACUUGGGAAUGACUCAAGAGAUAUGAGGGGUUCCUUUUCCUUUUCCUGUUCCUUUCCCGUUCUAUGCUUCCAUUAUCGCUCUUGCUCUUCACGUCUUCGUCGUUCUGUGAAUACGUGAAACGUUUGUUCCAGCGAUAUCGGACAGUCGAUAGCAUGAAAGAUAAUCGUCAAAGCGAGGUAUUUGUAUUAAGAGACUAGAUUCAGUCCCAAUAUAUUGAAAACCUGUACCUUAUUCAUAUCACAGCUUCCUUUGAAGUUCAAGUU
Molecule: messenger RNA, 5950 nt
Organism: Dothidotthia symphoricarpi CBS 119687
Lineage: Eukaryota; Fungi; Ascomycota; Dothideomycetes; Pleosporales; Dothidotthiaceae
Exons: 3
Coding region: 483-5594 (1703 amino acids)
Biological process (GO): mitochondrial fusion
Cellular component (GO): mitochondrial outer membrane
Molecular function (GO): GTPase activity; GTP binding
Source: RefSeq, a predicted model, not a curated record